Helobdella robusta is the source of this 474-nucleotide messenger RNA. RefSeq lists its product as hypothetical. NCBI's taxonomy places the organism in Eukaryota, Metazoa, Annelida, Clitellata, Rhynchobdellida, Glossiphoniidae. The transcript is spliced from 6 exons. Bases 1 to 474 code for a protein of 157 amino acids. The record is from RefSeq and is a predicted model, not a curated record. Gene Ontology annotation, cellular component: membrane. Gene Ontology annotation, biological process: vesicle-mediated transport.
AUGGACAAAAUUCGUCGUUCUCUCGGCGGUCAGGAAGACACCAAUGAUGAAACUGGAAUUAUAACUGAGAUAUCAAAUGCAACAACUUUCAGCUGGUCGACUCGCAUCAAAGGAUUCCUCAUCUGCAUGAUUGCUGGUGUCAUCUGCUCUUUAUUGGCUAGUUGUCGUUUUGGAACAUUCUUCCUGGCGAUACCUAGCAAUGUGGGCAUUCGACUAUUUGCUGUCUUUUAUUCCAUCGGUAACAUCAUGGCACUUUCAAGUACAUGUUUUCUAAUGGGGCCAUUGAAUCAGUUGAAGAAAAUGUUUGCUGAGACGAGAAUCAUCGCCACCAUGAUGUUCCUCUGGAAAAAGACGGUAUUAGCUGUUUUGUUCUGCUGUCUUCAGUUUUUAGCCAUGGCAUGGUACAGUCUUACUUACAUUCCAUAUGCCAGGGAUGCUGUCAAGAAGUGUGUCUGUUCGUGCGUCGAUGUUUAA